UCGGUUCCAGAAGAUAGUAGCGACAGGAGCUCUCGCUGCCGGAGUUGCCUGGCGACGAGGGGUUGGGAAGGGCCGUGGGUUGUUUACCUUGUCCCGGGAGCGGGUUGUAUUUUAUCCAUGGCAGCGGGCGAGGAGUCCGCACUCCCGGCCGGUAUAGCGGGGAGCCGCAGCGUGGAAAAGGCGCUGGAAGAAACCGUGGCGAGUGGCGCGUUAAACUUAUCCAACAGAAAACUUAGAGUUUUCCCCUCCGCCGCUAGAAAUUACGAUUUAUCCGACGUUACGCAAGCGGACCUGUCGAAGAACCGUCUCUCGGAGCUCCCUGAGGAGCUGUGCCAGCUCAUCUCCCUGGAAACCCUGAACAUGUACCACAACUGUGCCAGGAGCAUCCCGGAUAGCAUCGUCAAUCUGCAGGCUCUCAGCUACCUGAACAUCAGCCGGAACCAGCUCACCUUCCUGCCAGCCUACCUGUGCCACCUGCCCCUGAAGGUCCUGAUCGCCAGCAACAACAAGCUGUCUGCCCUGCCAGAUGACAUCGAGGCCAUGGGCAACCUGCGACAGCUGGAUGUCAGCUGCAAUGAGAUCCAGUCUCUCCCGCCGCAGAUCGGCAGUCUGGAAUCUCUCCGGGAUCUCAGCGUGCGGAGGAACAACAUCACUGUGCUUCCAGAUGAGCUGUCAGAGCUGCCUCUGGUGCGUCUGGAUUUCUCGUGUAACCGCGUCACGAGGAUCCCUGUCUGCUACCGCCACCUGCGCCACCUGCAGGCCAUCGUCCUCGACAACAACCCACUGCAGUGCCCCCCCGCACAGAUCUGCACGAAGGGUAAAGUCCACAUCUUUAAAUUCCUGAACAUCGAAGCCUGCAGUAAGACCGUGCAGGAGCUGGAGGGGUUCCAGCGAGUGGCCCGACCCACUGGCUUUGCCUCCUGUCUGUCGGAUGAGUUCUGCCCAGUGCGGCAGUACGAGGGUCUGGACUCCGGGUUCAACAGCGUGGACAGUGGCAGCAAGCGCUGGUCAGGGAACGAGUCCGCGGAUGAUUUUUCUGACCUGUCUCUUCGCAUGGCUGAGAUCACACGGGACCAGAGGCAGCUGAGAGAGAGCCGAUCCACUCACAUGAUGGGGGCCAAAACCUCCGUGAACGGAGAGGUGGAACAGAUAGAUUUCAUCGACAGCAGUCUGAACGGAGAGGACUCAAAAUCAGAUUCCAGCCCACAGCAGCAGACAGCGCCCCCUGAGGUGAGGGAGGUCUCCCUGCAUGCUGUCAGACCCAAGGAGCUGGAAAGAGAAAAUACACAGAAGAAAACUUCCUCCCCGAAAUUAGAGGCCACAGAUAAAACACAAAGUAACAGUUCUGUUCUCAGGCCAACGGUUUGUUUGGAGCCCCCAGGGUCCCUCAAGGGGUCCCGCGACGAUUCGGGGAGCACGGCCUCCCCUGCCAGCCCCCCCUCAGAUGAACGCAGGCGCCCUGAGAUCCUGCAGAUCUGGAAGGAGAGGGAGAGGCAGCAACAGCAACAGGCAGCGCUGAGGAGGCAGGGAGCAGAGCGGAGGGACAGCUGUGCAUUCAAAUCCGCACAGAGGACUGGAGCAAGCGCAAUGCCUGCACUGCAGACAGCAAGUACUGGUGGCAGUCAACCAGAAACCAGCUCCCUCCCCUCUCUGAAACAGAGGAGCCAGAGUUCAGAUCAAGCCCCUGUCAACCCGGCUCCCUCUCGCAGUGUCUCCAAGACAGAACAGGCCCACUCCCCCAGGGAGACGGGCUCCACGCAAAAACCCAACAGCUUCCUGUUCCGCUCUGCCUCCAAGAACGUGGUGAAGCCGGCAGGUUCAGUGACUUCCUUGGUGGACACUGGGAUCUCUGAUUCAAAGUCAGGUCUCCUGUCUCGGAGCUCAUCGGAGCACCUACCAGAAGAGAAGGAGUUAAUAGCGCAGCUCCGAAAGACCCUCGAGUCGAGGUUACGGCGCUCGUUGCCCGAAGAUCUCGGCGAGGCUCUCUCGAACGGAGCCACCCUGUGCCAGCUGGCCAACCAUGUGAGGCCACGGAGCGUGGCCAUCAUCCACGUGCCCUCCCCCGCUGUGCCAAAGAUCAGCGUUGCCAAAUGCAGACGGAAUGUGCAGAAUUUCAUCGACGCCUGCAGAAAACUGGGAGUGCCUGAGGACCUCAUCUGUCACCCGCAGCACAUCCUGGAAGACGAAGGGUUAACCAAAGUGGCCCGGCUGGUUCAAGCACUGACACAGACAGCCACACAAGGACCCCUCUAGCUCCUUGGACAGGGCUGCCUCUACUGCUGCCCGACUCGAACUUGCCUUUGACAGUCCAGUCAAAGAUAUUCUGUGAUACCGAAUCGAGAACAUAUCUGCAGUAACAUAGAUAUUUCUGGUUCAGUUCUGUUUCCAGGUGUCAAAAGAACCGGACUCAAGCAGCACCAGAUAAUGCUCAGCAGAUGAUCGAGGAUUCACAUUGCAUAGCAUUGUGAUUCCAUCCCAGGUCUUCUUGUGAGCUCUGCUUACCUGUACACAAGUAUCCCUUUUUUGCUGGCUCUUCCAAGCCUUGAGGCGAGGGGCGGGGUUAAUUAUUUCCGUCAUUACGUUGCGUCAGUCUGUCCGUCAGUACGACCUUUUUUUUUUUUUUUUUUUUUUUUACCACAUGGCCUCUAAGCCUGAGUAUCAUGCUCACCACAUUUCUCUCUCUCUAUCUGAGAAGCAUUCUCCUCCUUUUGCUGAAUCGUUACAUUCGAUAAUAUACGAGGAACGCUGAAACAAGGAAAAACACAAGUUCCACUAUAGUCCACAAGGUGGUGCUAUUUCACCAUUCAACUCCCGUGGUUUUUUUUUUUUUUGUUGGUUUUUUUUUCUCAAAGGGAUUUCCAUUUGCAUUCAAUUUGCCUCAGUCUUGGCUGGGCGUAAAAAAAUCAAACGAUUAAUGAAAGCGAACCCCUAGUUUAGUGUAUUAUAUAAGCGUCUACAGCAACGUCUGACAGAGUGUCAUGCAGAGGAAGGCAAAAUACUAACUUCAUUAUUCGGAAGAUAAAGGCAUCUAAAGAGUUAAUUUGCUGGGCUUAUCUUCAGUGAGUUUUGUUUAGACCAGCAACAAUGGAAUAGUUAAUCUGUAAUGAAAAAUGUAGCGGAUCUUAUCAUUUAAAGGUGAAGGACCGCAUUUUACUUCAAGACUGUUGUGCUGCUCUUGAUUCACAGCAGUUCCUAUAUAUGCUUCAAGAAAGUGGCACUGGAACAGUUUUUAAAGUGGGGGUGCUGAAAGCCAUUGAACAAAACUGUAACCCCUGUGUAUGAUGGAAGCCAUGCAAAGCCAGGGGGCGCUGCCGCACCCCCCAGCACCCCUAGCUCCAGCGCCCUGGCAGGUUUGAUACCAGCGGCGGGCCGACUGAAGUGAUUAACAGGAGCGAGGGGGCUGUCCUAAAAGAUAUCGUUGCAGAACGCUUUCGACAUCCACUUCCCAGAACAGGAAGAACAUUUCUAUUGCACUUAUUUUUGCAACAGUAAAAAUGUUUGUUUUUGUUUUUUUGUUUUUCAUAGGGUUCAUCAAUUUCAAACUCUUCAAUUAUCGACAGUCUGGCAAAACACGCACCGUAUCUGAGGGGAGGGGGGGAAUGGAAACCAUGAAUUAUUAUUAAUAAAAUCAUCUGUUUUUAACCA
Messenger RNA from Polyodon spathula (Mississippi paddlefish), 3645 nucleotides. RefSeq names its product leucine-rich repeat and calponin homology domain-containing protein 4-like. The coding region runs from base 118 to 2253 and encodes 711 amino acids. The transcript is spliced from 19 exons. Gene Ontology annotation, molecular function: protein binding. Lineage: Eukaryota; Metazoa; Chordata; Actinopteri; Acipenseriformes; Polyodontidae. The record is from RefSeq and is a predicted model, not a curated record.